This is a messenger RNA of Tachysurus vachellii, 1172 nucleotides long. RefSeq names its product radical S-adenosyl methionine domain containing 2 (gene rsad2). Gene Ontology annotation, molecular function: catalytic activity; 4 iron, 4 sulfur cluster binding. Gene Ontology annotation, biological process: defense response to virus; positive regulation of immune response. Bases 41 to 1102 code for a protein of 353 amino acids. NCBI's taxonomy places the organism in Eukaryota, Metazoa, Chordata, Actinopteri, Siluriformes, Bagridae. The record is from RefSeq and is a predicted model, not a curated record. The transcript is spliced from 6 exons. Gene Ontology annotation, cellular component: mitochondrion; lipid droplet; endoplasmic reticulum.
CCAGUCAACUGAGCUCAGUGGUGACACACAGCAGCUCAACAUGUUGCUUUCCAAUCAGGUGACCUUGGUGAGGAUGCUCCUGAACCUGUGCAUUAUUAAUGUGCGUUCUAUUGUUUCGGAAGUGUUGACACGGCUGUUUUCCUUUUGGAUGGGAGAGAACAAGGCUCAGGUGAGCAUCCAGCCCAAACGCACUAAUCUCAGCAGCACGACUCCAGGUGAAGUCCCAACACCGAUGAGUGUGAAUUACCAUUUUACACGCCAGUGUAAUUAUAAAUGCGGCUUCUGCUUUCACACCGCAAAGACGUCCUUCGUUUUGCCUAUUGAGGAGGCAAAGAGAGGGCUAAGACUCCUGAAAGAAGCAGGUAUGGAGAAAAUCAACUUCUCGGGUGGAGAACCUUUUUUGCAUCACAAGGGUGUGUUUCUUGGAGAAAUGGUGCAAUACUGCAAACAAGAGCUUCAGUUACCGAGUGUCAGUAUUGUCAGCAAUGGAAGCAUGAUCAAAGAAACCUGGUUCCAGAAAUAUGGAGAGUAUUUGGACAUUCUAGCAAUAUCCUGUGACAGCUUUAAUGAGGAAACCAACCAAACAAUCGGUCGAGCCCAGGGCAGAAAAAGCCACGUAGACAACCUGUGCAAAGUGCGGAACUGGUGCAGACAGUACAGAGUGGCUUUCAAAAUCAACUCCGUCAUUAACACCUACAAUGUUCAUGAAGACAUGACUGAGCACAUCUCUGAACUUAAUCCUGUGCGGUGGAAGGUGUUUCAGUGCCUCCUGAUUGAGGGUGAGAACUCAGGCGAGAACAGCCUUCGAGAGGCAGAGAAAUUUGUUAUCACUGAUCAGGAGUUCCAGGAUUUUCUAGACCGCCACCAAAGCAUAAAAUGUCUGGUCCCAGAGUCUAAUCAAAAGAUGAAAGACUCCUACUUGAUUUUGGAUGAAUAUAUGCGUUUCCUCGAUUGUCGAGCAGGCAGGAAGGACCCAUCAAAGUCCAUUCUGGAUGUCGGGGUAGAGGAAGCUGUAAAGUACAGUGGGUUUGAUGAGAGGAUGUUUCUUAAAAGAGGGGGGAAAUAUGUGUGGAGCAAAGAAGAUAUGAAGCUUGAGUGGUAAUAUCCCACAGUGGCAAUCAUAUGGCUUUAGAUGUAUACAAAUGUAUGUAAUAAAAAUAUCAUUUGCUGAA